Molecule: messenger RNA, 2056 nt
Organism: Anoplophora glabripennis (Asian longhorned beetle)
Lineage: Eukaryota; Metazoa; Arthropoda; Insecta; Coleoptera; Cerambycidae
Gene: CD98hc
Product: neutral and basic amino acid transport protein rBAT
Exons: 8
Coding region: 220-1971 (583 amino acids)
Biological process (GO): carbohydrate metabolic process; amino acid transport
Source: RefSeq, a predicted model, not a curated record
CCGACCUAAUAGUGGUUAUCUGGCGGUGCUUAAUCUGAUUCAUUCCAGAGACAAUAGAUAACUAAUUCAUUCCAUUUUGGCGAGUGGUUUGACUUUGACGUAUAGAUGGUUGCGUUGCAUGUUGCAUUGGAUAACGCCCAGAGUGCUUAAAUUUCUUGUCAUCUGUUACAUAUUUCGCGGAUCUAAUUAGUUUUUAUUCUCUAAUUUGUUACAAUAGCGAUGGAAGGGACAAAAUUGGAGAUAUCCGGCCAGGCAAAUAAUGAGACCCGUUCCCCUACGGCGACAUAUAAACCCAUACCAGAAAAAGACAUGGAAGAAGAAGCAGCUUCGCGUUCUAAAUCUCUGACAAAGGUCAAGUCUGGUAAAGAAGCUGACGGUGCAGAUGAAAAAAUGCUUCCUCAAGAUGACGAUAAAGUUAUCAAUUCUGGUAUCGUUCUUUCAGAUGUUAAAAUUUCUCCUAAUGAGAAACAAAAUGGGGACGCAAAACUUGAUAUUGGUGAGCCCAAAUUAUUUGGAGGAAUGGAUAAAGAGGAAUUAAUGAAGUAUGCAAACGACCCGUUUUGGGUUCGUCUCCGUUGGUUCCUUUUCAUUACUUUUUGGGUAUUGUGGGCUGCUAUGUUGGUAGGAGCUGUAUUGAUUAUCUACGCCGCACCAAAAUGCGAUCCUCCGCCACCCAGAACUUGGUGGCAAGAAGGUCCUUUAACCGAAAUUCAACCGGACACAACUCCAGAAGAUCUAAAAUUAAUUGAUAAUAACGUGAAGGGAAUUAUUGUGAAUUGGCUCGAAGACGCUUACAUUGACUUUGAUGAAUCUCACGAUAUCAUCAAACUGAUCAAGCAGGCAAAGGAUUUGGAAAAGAAAGUAAUUAUUGAUUUAGAUCCGUCUGCUUCAAACAUUUGGUACGAGGAUAGUGAAAGUAAUAAGGAAAGUUUGAGCGAUUUCUAUAUAUGGAGGCCUGCUAAAAAUACUGCAGAUGGUGGUGCUUCAGUACCUAAUAAUUGGUUAAACGUAAACAAUCAGUCGUCUUGGAAAUUUUCCACCAAAAGACAAGAGUUCUAUUACGCGCCGUUCGACAAGCCUCACCUAAACUUUAGAAAUGAAAACGUGACUAAAAAAUUCUCCGAUGUGAUUUCAAAGUUCCUAGAAUACGGCGCGGCUGGGAUCCGCAUAAAAAAUGCCCCCUUCUUACUCGUCGAUCCGGAAUUCAAAAAUGAGGAUAUCGCAGUGGGAGCCUCGGCCGUUGGCUUCGGCCUUAAACAGCACAACUUCUACACCCACAAACGAACACAGAACCUGCCCGAAUUAGGCCCAUUGCUGAAACAGUGGAGGGCGGUGGUGAAGAACAAAACGGGGGAUGGACCUUUCAUGGUAGAAGAGGAGUUAACUAAAACCAACGUUUAUAGGGUUAACACGGCCUUGAUGGUCGAUUUGCCGGUUCAAGCUCACGCGUUUACCAAGCCGAAUAUUUUGGUCGGCGAAUUGAUUAAGAGCUUGAAUGAUACGUUCAAUAUAGAAAAUAUCGAAUGGCCACUGUGGGUGGUAAACACUACAGCAUUGCCCAAGGAUGUUUUAAGCAUAUUGACGAAUUUAUUGCCUGGCGUACCAUUAAUAGAACCAACCGAUGUUCCGAAUAAGCAUCUUUUAAAAAUACGGACUUCGCCUUCCGUGAUGCGGGGCAUUUGUAGUAUUCACAGUGUGAAUAACGAAACCGCGUUUGGGUUUAUUAGGGUUACUUCAGGAAAUCCCGGAGUGUUAGUAUUACUGAAUACUCAAAAUGAAAAGGUAACCGUAAACGUUCCAAAAGAAAUUCCAGCCUUGUCUUCAUUGACAGAAGUAACUGUGCAGCUUUACAGUGAAAAUUUCAAUGAAACGGAGUUCUUGGAUGUGAAUGCCAAGAAGGAUGCCAGGGCGGUACCGAUAUCACCAAAGUCUGCUAUAGUAUUAUCGUAUGUUCCGAAGAAGAAGGAAUAAUCGAGUCAAACAAAAUUCAUAAUUACUGGAGUAAUGCUCAUUUGCUUAUGUAAUAAAUCGAGUAAAUAAAAAUGUAACUGCAUCA